AUGGAAUCUGAAGAAAAAGUGAUGGAGAAUGAAAAUUUCUGGAUAAUUCCUGAUGCUGAGAGUUCCAUAAUGGAAUCAGACAAAGAAAGAGGUAGAGUUGUUGCAGCAUCAACAUCUAAGGUGCAUCUGCUAUUGGAUGAAAAAGCAGAGAAGCCUAGAUCCAAGAGAUAUAUGCUUGACUCUGACUCUGAUCUAUAUUUGGACUCAGGUUCUGAAAAACAUGAAUUAGCCUCAGUAGCUGUGAAGUGUCUCGAGGAUGUAAAAACAUUUCAGCUGCGUACUAGCCCUGACAAGCUCCCUGAGAAUUCCCAGUCAGAAAAAAAAACAGUGAACUCAGACUCUGAAAGCCCAGGGAUAGCCUCUGAUUCUGUGACACACUUGAAGAAGGCUGGAAUGAGCCAAAAUACCUGUAACUUGGAAAGACUCCAGGAAGGUCGUAUACUCUGGUUAGGUUCUAAAAGAAAACUAUUAGAAUUUGACCAUGGUAGACAACAGGCUAGCUCUGAAAAAUACCAGCUUAAUUCUUUAAAACCUCAAGAUAGCUCUGGAAUAUAUCAGAAUGAUCAUCUAACUUUUCAGAGUAGCUUCGAAAGGGAUGAAAGUCAAGCAGACUCCAGUUCUGAGACACAUCAGACACACUCUGGAAGUGAAAGAGAUCAAAAUGAGCCUGAAAGCACAGGAGACCUCAUAAAGAUAGAGAGCAGAUUAGAAAAUGAGGACUUUCAAAUGGACGAAGAAAGUAAAGGAAGUCUCAUGGAAUCCGACAAAGAAAAGGGACAGCAAAUUGAGCUUGACAGUGAAAGAUACCGCCAUGAUUCAGAAAACGAAGCACAGCGGCUUGGUGCUCGCAGAAAGGAUAAUCGUCCUCCAGGAUUCUGGAGGCCUGUUUCCCUGUCUCCUCAGCUUGGCCUGGGAAAGAAAACUGAAGAACAGUCUGUACAACAUUCAGACGACAGAGUUUCCAGUAUUCCAUUAAUGAAAUCCAAGAGUGAGAACAAGGAUGUGAAAUGUAAAGCGCUGUGUCCUUGCCUCAGUGACAAGCAACUCUCACAAGAAAUAAAGGAAAAGCACAGCUACAGCUCAUCCCCAGACUCAAACACAUUCACGGAUGAGAUGAAUCGCAGAAAAGCCAGCCACAAAAUAUCUAUCCAUAAGUGUCACUGCAAGGAGUUCACAUAUUCCCAUAGUUGUCAGAGUUUCAGGUCUCAAAUUAGCCACCCCCGUCCUCUAAGUUCUGAGAAUUAUAGCUUGAAUGUACCAUCAUCGUCCCAAACUCCAACUUCUACAAGUCCUAAGUGUGUCAUACAACAGAAAACCCAGAAAAAUAUUACAUGUUCUUUGAACAUGAAAACUCAAAGAUGUGCCAGAUAUUUUAUGGAAACCAGCAAGUCUUUUUUUCAUAAAUUCCCUAUGAAUUCUGAUGAUUCAGCCUCUGACUCUCCUUUGCCUACCCAAAUUUCCUUGGAUUCUAAACAUUCUCUGAGCUCCAAAACUUAUAGACACUGCAAGAUUUCUAGAAAUAGGCUUUUAUCCCAAUCCGCGGAUCGUAAGCAUCAUGUGGGCAGCCACUGCCCUCUGCACAAGGAAGAGUCUAAGCAUUCUUCAGAUUCAGCUUCUUACUUAAAUUGUGAAAGUUGUUCAGCUCUCCAAAAUCUCAAGGGCUCUACUGUUACCAGUACCUUUCCUAUGCACUCCGAAAAUGUUAUGGGCCAACAUAGUAUCCAUGGCCAGGUAGUGGCAACACCAAUAACACCAUCUGAAAGUGAGAGCAAGUUCAACCUUACUGCCAGUUUGCAAAGUGAAGAUAAGCCUGACAAUGAGACUAAACUUAGGAAUCCCAAAAAUGAGACUGAUGUGAAAUAUAAACUUCUUCCCACCAAUGAGACAAAUGAUGAAGAUGAAACAAAUACUGAAGAUGAAACAGAUGAUGAUGAAACAGACAGUGAAGAUGAAGACAACGCAAAAGAUAAGAAAGAUCCCAAAGAUAAAUCUGACCCUGAUGAUAGUGAUCCUAAAGAUGGUAACUCUGAAAAUAAUACUGAGAGCGGCAAUGGGUCUGAUCCCAGUGGUGCUGCUGAACCUACAAGUGGGCCUGAUUCUAGCAAUGAUGUUGAUUCUGGAAAUGCAAUUGAUCGUAGCAAUGAAUCUGACCCUGCUGAUAAUGCCACCAACAAUGAUGUUAACUUGAAAUAUAGCACUGAUGAAGUUAUAUGUGCUGACAAUUCAGACAAUGCUUCUGCCCUGAUUGAUGAUGCCACUCAACAAAAUACUGUUGACUCUAAGAAUAGCAUUCAUCCAAACUGCACCUCUGGAAAUCAAAAUAGAACUGUGCUGGACUUUAUUUCUAGUUCCAACAAUGAUAUUGACCCUAGAAACACCAUUGGAUCAGGAAAUGACGUGUACCCCAAGAAUAUUAGAUCAAUUUCCAACUGCAUUACUAGUCACAAACAUAUAGUUGCCCUAAACUAUUACUUAGACCAAAACUGUGUCACAGGGUUAACAUAUGAAAUAAAAUCUGUCUUUGCAGUGAACCCAAACUGUUCUGAUAGAAACCACUAUCUUGCUAGACCCAGGUUUGCAGCUAGUGCUAUCAGUCCUACAGAUACUAGGAACACCACUGAUUAUAGUGGUGCUGUUAGCUCUCAUUUUACUACUGGAAAAAGUUAUGCCUCAAACAAUAAGCAUUUCCAUAGAUUUACUUAUUGCAGUGACUUGAAUGUUACCAACAACCCAAAUUAUAAUGCUCUAAAUAUUCAGAAUAUUCAUUAUUUUGUUAGUAGCAGAAUUAUUAACAAUCUCCCUGAUCCUGAAUUGCAAAUCAGUUCCAAAUUCUCUAUCCUUAAAUUUGCCUACGGAAAUAUCUCAAAUUUUGUUCCUGACACAAACUAUAGCUCUUUUCCUGAUUAUUUGAUUGCCUCUAAAUUUCAUGAUCCACUUGAGCUUGGUAGAGCUUAUAUAAUUUUUGAUGACCAAAAUAUUGGUGCUCAGUUCCAAGAGUCCACUGGUGGCAUGGAUUCUGUUAACUAUAAGCAUGCCACUGGGUCCGUGGAUGCCCUUGAUGCCACAGAAUCUGGCUUUUUAAAAGAUUUUUCCAGGGUCCAGAAUCCCGUUGGCAUCAAGGAUCCUGCCACUUUAAAGAUUCUUUCCAAUCCAAAUAUUCCACUCCCUAAUUUUGAUGUUAUAGUGGAAGCUGAACUACCAGAUGUUGUGAAGUUUGUUAUAUCACCAGGUGCUCUGAAUCAAUUGUUGCAACUCAGCCUCCAAACAGGUAGGAGAAAAAACGUUGGCCUUUGA
This is a messenger RNA of Nannospalax galili (Upper Galilee mountains blind mole rat), 3294 nucleotides long. RefSeq lists its product as uncharacterized. The record is from RefSeq and is a predicted model, not a curated record. NCBI's taxonomy places the organism in Eukaryota, Metazoa, Chordata, Mammalia, Rodentia, Spalacidae.